Molecule: messenger RNA, 1780 nt
Organism: Solanum lycopersicum (tomato)
Lineage: Eukaryota; Viridiplantae; Streptophyta; Magnoliopsida; Solanales; Solanaceae
Source: RefSeq, a predicted model, not a curated record
UCGUUUUUUACACACAAAUUCAACUCAAACAAAAUGGACGAAAUUCAAAUAUUAGUAAGAGUGUGUUGUUCUGCCAUAGCAAUUGCUCUGUUUGUGUGUCUGUGGAAAGUACUAAAUUGGGUUUGGCUCAAUCCGAAGAAGUUGGAGAAUUUGUUGAGGAAACAAGGGCUAAAUGGGAACUCUUACAAAAUAUUGUAUGGGGAUUUGAAUGAUUUUAUUGGAAUGAUUAGGGAAGCUAGUUCAAAACCUAUGAAUUUGUCUGAUGAUAUAGCUCCAAGAUUGGUGCCUUUCUUUCUUGAGACCACCAAGAAAUAUGGGAAAAAAUGUUUUAUAUGGUUGGGUCCAAAACCACAAGUAAUAAUCAUGGACCCUGAGCUUAUUAAGGAAGUACUCUCGAAAACCUAUUUGUAUCAAAAGCCCGGUGGAAAUCCAUUUGCAGCAUUAUUGGUACAAGGACUAGCAACCUAUGAAGAAGAUAAAUGGGCCAAACAUAGAAAAAUUAUCAAUCCCGCUUUCCAUCUAGAGAAGCUUAAGCAUAUGCUCCCAGCUUUUCACUUGAGCUGUACUGAAAUGCUGAGCAAAUGGGAAGAUGCUGUUCCACUUGGCAGCUCUCGUGAGAUAGAUGUAUGGCCUCACCUUCAGCAAUUAACUUGUGAUGUAAUCUCUCGGACAGCUUUUGGAAGUAGUUAUGAAGAAGGUAGAAAGAUUUUUGAACUUCAAACGGAACAAGCUCAGAAUUUUAUCGACGCUGUACGUGAAGUUUAUAUCCCAGGGCGGAGAUUUUUGCCAACAAAGAGGAACAGAAGAAUGAAGGAAAUAAAAAACGAAGUUCGGACCUCAGUUAAAGGUAUUAUCGAUAAAAGAAUGAAGGCAAUGAAAGCAGGGAAUGCCGAUAAUAAUGAGGAUCUGUUAGGCAUAUUGCUUGAAUCAAAUUUCAAAGAAAUUGAACAGCACGGUAACAAGGAUUUUGGAAUGAGCAUCGAAGAAGUCAUCGAAGAAUGCAAGUUAUUCUAUUUUGCUGGCCAAGAAACUACAUCAGUCUUACUCGUGUGGACUCUGGUGUUGUUGAGUCGGUAUCAAGAUUGGCAGACACAGGCCAGAGAAGAAGUCUUGCAAGUGUUUGAGAGUCGGAAACCAGAUUUUGAUGGAUUAAAUCAUCUAAAAGUUGUAACAAUGAUCUUGUACGAGUCAUUACGGCUAUAUCCCCCAUUGAUAACACUUAAUCGACAGGUUAACGAAGACAUAGUAUUAGGAGAAUUGUGUCUACCAGCUGGUGUACUAGUCUCAUUGCCAAUGAUCUUAUUGCAUCAUGAUAAAGAUAUAUGGGGUGAAGAUGCAAACGAGUUCAAUCCAGAGAGAUUUAGAGAAGGAAUAUCAAGUGCAACAAAAGGUAAAGUUACAUAUUUUCCAUUUUCAUGGGGUCCAAGAAUAUGCAUUGGACAAAAUUUUGCCAUGUUAGAAGCAAAGAUGGCUUUGUGUAUGAUCCUACAAAGCUUCUCUUUUGAAUUGUCUCCAUCUUACACACAUGCUCCUAAAUCCUUAGUAACCAUGCAGCCUCAGUAUGGUGCUCCACUUAUUUUGCACAAACUUUAGUUUUGUAAUGUAAUGUAACAAGAAUUAAUAUAAAGACUCAAAUAAGGGGUGGAGUUUGCAAUAUUAAAUAUGGAUCGUUUGUGAGAGAUGUCUUGUAAUAUAGGUAAGAGUUAAAAGGGAUGAAGUUGCAAUUUUUUAGGGCUCGUUUAAAUAUGUGAUAUGAAAUUAUGAUUUUAAUUUGUUUAGA